CCGCCCUCGGACGCCCCGGGCCCCCUCUGAGCACGCCUCCCGCAAGCCCAGGUCCCUCUGGCCGGCGCACAGACGGGCCCCAGAGCUGUGGGUCCCUGCGGGGCGAUGGGCUGAUGGGCGCCGCGGGACGCAGGAUGCGGGGGGCGCCAGCGCGCCUGCUGCUGCCGCUGCUGCCGUGGCUUCUGCUCCUGGCGCCCGAGACCCGGGGUGCGCCCGGCUGCCCCGUCCCCAUUCGCAGCUGCAAAUGCUCGGGGGAGCGGCCCAAGGGGCUGAGCGGCGGCGCCCCCAACCCGGCGCGCAGGAGAGUGGUGUGCGGCGGCGGGGACCUCCCGGAGCCUCCCGAGCCCAGCCUUCUGCCUAACGGCACCGUCACCCUGCUCCUGAGCAACAACAAGAUUACUGGGCUCCGGAAUGGAUCCUUCUUGGGACUGUCCCUGCUGGAGAAGCUGGACCUGAGGAACAACGUCAUCAGCACGGUGCAGCCUGGUGCCUUCCUGGGCCUGGGGGAGCUGAAGCGUUUAGAUCUCUCCAACAACCGGAUUGGCUGUCUCACGUCUGAGACCUUCCAAGGCCUCCCCAGGCUUCUCCGUCUAAACAUAUCUGGAAACAUCUUCUCCAGUGUGCAACCUGGGGUCUUUGAUGAGCUGCCAGCCCUUAAGGUGGUCGAUCUUGGCACGGAGUACCUGACAUGUGACUGUCGCCUCCGCUGGCUGCUGUCCUGGGCCCGGAAUCGCUCCCUGCAGCUCUCCGAGCGCACCCUCUGUGCCUACCCCAGUGCCCUACAUGCCCAGGCCCUGGGGGGCCUCCAGGAGGCCCAGCUGCGCUGCGAAGGGGCCCUGGAGCUGCACACGCACCACCUCAUCCCAUCCCUGCGCCAAGUCGUGUUCCAGGGUGACCGGCUGCCCUUCCAGUGCUCCGCCAGCUACCUGGGCAAUGACACUCGCAUCCGCUGGUACCACAACCGGGCCCCCCUGGAAGGCGACGAGCAGGCAGGCAUCCUCCUGGCAGAAAGCCUCAUCCACGACUGCACCUUCAUCACCAGCGAGCUGACCCUGUCUCACAUCGGCGUGUGGGCGUCAGGGGAGUGGGAGUGCUCCGUGUCCACGGCGCAGGGCAACGCCAGCAAGAAGGUGGAGAUUGUGGUGCUGGAGACCUCCGCCUCCUACUGCCCUGCUGAGCGAGUCGCCAACAACCGCGGGGACUUCAGGUGGCCUCGAACUCUGGCUGGCAUCACAGCCUACCAGUCCUGCCUACAGUACCCCUUCACCUCGGUGCCCCUGAGCGGGGGUGCCCCAGGCACCCGAGCCUCCCGCCGGUGUGACCGAGCUGGCCGCUGGGAGCCAGGGGACUACUCCCAUUGUCUGUACACCAACGACAUCACCCGGGUGCUCUACACCUUCGUGCUGAUGCCCAUCAAUGCCUCCAACGCGCUGACCCUGGCUCACCAGCUGCGAGUGUACACAGCCGAGGCAGCCAGCUUCUCUGACAUGAUGGAUGUUGUCUAUGUGGCUCAGAUGAUCCAGAAAUUUCUGGGUUACGUUGACCAGAUCAAAGAGCUGGUGGAGGUGAUGGUGGACAUGGCCAGCAAUCUGAUGCUGGUGGACGAGCACCUGCUGUGGCUGGCCCAGCGCGAGGACAAGGCCUGCAGUGGCAUCGUGGGUGCCCUGGAGCGCAUUGGGGGGGCUGCCCUCAGCCCCCACGCCCAGCACAUCUCCGUGAACUCAAGGAAUGUGGCACUGGAGGCCUAUCUCAUCAAGCCACACGGCUACGUGGGGCUGACCUGCACAGCCUUCCAGAGAAGGGAGGCAGGGGUGCCGGGCAUGCGGCCCGGGGGCCCCAGCCAGAAUCCCUCACCGGAGCCUGAGCCCCUGGCUGAUCAGCAGCUCCGCUUCCGCUGUACCACAGGGAGACCCAGCAUUUCUCUGUCGUCUUUCCACAUCAAGAACAGCGUGGCCCUGGCCUCCAUCCAGCUGCCGCCCAGUCUGUUCUCGUCCCUUCCGGCUGCCCUGGCUCCCCCUGUCCCCCCAGACUGCACCCUGCAACUACUGGUCUUCCGAAAUGGCCGCCUCUUCCGCAGCCACGGCAACACCUCCCGCCCUGGAGCUGCUGGGCCUGGCAAGAGGCGUGGUGUGGCCACCCCUGUCAUCUUUGCAGGAACCAGUGGCUGCGGUGUGGGCAACCUGACCGAGCCAGUGGCCAUUUCGCUUCGGCAUUGGGCUGAGGGGGCUGAGCCUGUGGCAGCUUGGUGGAGCCAGGAUGGGCCUGGGGGCCCCGGGGGUUGGAGCUCCGAGGGCUGCCAGCUCCGCUCCAGCCAGCCCAAUGUCAGCUCCCUGCACUGCCAGCACUUAGGCAAUGUGGCUGUGCUCAUGGAGCUGAGUGCCUUCCCCAGGGCAGUGGGGGGCUCCGGGGCAGGGCUGCAUCCCGUCGUGUACCCCUGCACGGCCCUGCUUCUGCUCUGUCUCUUUUCCACCAUCAUCACCUACAUCCUCAACCACAGGUUCUAUCUGAUCGCCGGAGGCAUCCCACUCAUUAUCUGUGGCAUCACAGCUGCGGUCAACAUCCACAACUACCGGGACCACAGCCCCUACUGCUGGCUGGUGUGGCGUCCAAGCCUAGGAGCCUUCUACAUCCCGGUGGCUUUGAUUCUGCUGAUCACCUGGAUCUAUUUCCUGUGUGCCGGGCUGCGCUUAAGGGGUCCUCUGGCACAGAGCCCAAAGGGGGGAACCAGCAGGGUGUCCCUUGAGACAGGGGAGGAACUGAGGGGUUCCACCAGACUUAGGAGCAGCGGCCCCCUCCUGAAUGACUCAGGUUCCCUUCUGGCUACUGGGAGCGCUGGGGUGGUGACACCCGGGCCCCCGGAGGAUGGUGACGGCCUCUAUUCUCCAGGCGUCCAACUGGGGGCGCUGGUGACCACUCAUUUCCUGUACCUGGCCAUGUGGGCCUGUGGGGCUCUGGCCGUGUCCCAGCGCUGGCUGCCCCGGGUGGUGUGCAGCUGCCUGUACGGGGCGGCGGCCUCCGCCCUGGGACUCUUCGUCUUCACCCACCAUUGUGCCCGGCGCCGGGACGUUAGGGCCUCCUGGCGUGCCUGCUGCCCCCAGGCCUCGGCCUCCCGUGCCUCACCCGGGGCCGUGCCCGCCGCCCCAGAGGACGGUUCCCCCGUAUUCGGAGAGGGCCCCGCCUCCCUCAAGUCCUCCCCGAGUGGCAGCAGCAGCCACGCGCCGUCCCUGGGCCCCUGCAAGCUCACUAACCUGCAGCUAGCACAGAGUCAGGUGUGCGAGGUGGGGGUGAUGGCCCGUGGGGAAGGGGAGCCGGAGCCCAUGGGCUCCCGGGGCAGCCUCGCUCCCCGCCACCCCAACAACUUGCACCAUGGGCGCCGAGCGCACAAGAGUCGGGCCAAGGGGCACCGCGCGGGGGAGACCGGCGCCAAGAACCGGCUCAAGGUGCUGCGCGGGGGCGCGGCGGCCGGGGCGCCCGAGCUCCUGUCCAGCGAGAGCGGCAGCCUGCACAACAGCCCGUCUGACAGCUACCCGGGCAGCAGCCGCAACAGCCCGGGCCUCCAGCUCGAGGGCGAGCCCAUGCUCACGCCGUCGGAGGGCAGCGACACGAGCGCAGCGCCGCCUCCCGAGGCCGGCCGCCCGGGCCAGCGCCGCAGCGCCAGUCGCGACAACCUCAAGGGCGGCGGGGCCGGCGCGGAGCGGGAGGGCAAAAGGCGCUCAUACCCGCUCAACGCCGCCAGCCUCAACGGCGCGCCCAAGGGGGCCAAGUACGACGACCUCGGCGGGGCGUGCGCGGACGCGGCGGUCAGCGCCUGCAUGAAGACGGGUCUCUGGAAGAGCGAGACCACCGUCUAGGGCGGGGGUGGGCGACACUGCCAAACAUGCCGGCUUCUCGGGGACCCUCAAAGACGUCCAGCGGUACGUCAGCAGAUUUGAGGGAGAGGUGCCCAGGGCUUCCGCGGGCCACACUGGCUUUAGUCCCGGAGGCUGGGGAAAAGGACAGGCCAAAGGCCUGCCACUGCCAAGAGGGCCGUACCUCUGGGCUAGCGACGAUCCCAGGACCGCCAGCAGGAUACACACCUUCCCAGCCCAGGCUAGUUUGGGAAGCAGACUGUGCCGUCCAGGGUAGUGGGGGAAGGUCCUAUUGGCCUGGGAGGUGGGCACAGGCACAGCUCCCAGGUGGGCUCCUUCGGUACUCCCCACAUCUCAUCCACCCUGCCUCGCUGGUGGCCGUCCAUAUCAGGAAAACACAGACGGGAGCUCCAGAACCAUGUUAUCUCCUCACUGUCCUCUACAGUCAGCCAUCUGUGCCUAGGUCCUAGGGCCUCUCCCUGACCCAGCUUCCAGGGCAAGGAGGGGGCCAGUCUUGCAGAUGAGCCAGGCGGCCGUGCGUAUAGGUGCUACUUUUAAGAUAAACUAUGCAAGAGAAGGUGGAACAGUGUGAAAGGCAGCCCUGGAGAUGGCGUUCUAGGGAAAGAGUGCACAAUCAGGGACACAGGAGUGGUAUACAAAGCACAGGGCAGGGCUUAAGAGGUGGGGCUUUAGGACAAAGCAAGAGGCCCUGUGCCUGAGCUGCUGACUCCGCCAGACACCAGGUGAGAUCG
This is a messenger RNA of Lontra canadensis (Northern American river otter), 4600 nucleotides long. It is a transcript of the gene ADGRA2, whose product is annotated as adhesion G protein-coupled receptor A2. Gene Ontology annotation, biological process: central nervous system development; cell surface receptor signaling pathway; positive regulation of canonical Wnt signaling pathway. Gene Ontology annotation, molecular function: G protein-coupled receptor activity; protein binding. Gene Ontology annotation, cellular component: plasma membrane; Wnt signalosome. Bases 114 to 3851 code for a protein of 1245 amino acids. The transcript has 17 exons. The record is from RefSeq and is a predicted model, not a curated record. Lineage: Eukaryota; Metazoa; Chordata; Mammalia; Carnivora; Mustelidae.